AUAUAUUUACCUCAAAGAUUUUUUUUUUUUUCCUCACUCAUUAACGGCUUUUUCUAAGAUCAUACUUCAAUAUGAAAAUAUUAUUAAAUCGUCUUAAAAAAGAAGAAACUUUUGACUGUAAUUAUUUUACGCCAAAGUAUUAUUUUGAAACGGAAUGGUUUCUUGACAUGCAUGGUUAUAUUGAUAGGGAGGAAUUAGACGUUCGUUUUGAAGAAAUUAAUAAAAUAGUCACUGAAAACCCACUACUAAGUGAAAGAGCAAAAAAGGGUCUUUUAUAUGUUUUCAUCGCUCUUAGCUUUAUUUUUAUUUUGCUUAUUAUCUUUGCUGCUCAAGUUUUUGGAGGUUAUGUUGCUCCAAUCGUGAUACAAAUUAUAAAUUCUAUUGCUUUCUUUGUGGCGAGAUAUUUGAUCGAUGAAGAAGCAAAACGUCGCUCCGAAAGAUUUUAUGAAGCUAUUAAAAAAUUGUUCGACAAAUAUAAUAAAAAAGAUAACCCAACUGCCAAUUGGAAACUCAAGUGGCGUAAAGUUAUCACUCAUUUCAAUUUAGAUCAAUCCUCAAAUGAUAUAACGCCAAAGUAUGCUGAAGAAGCAGAAAUAGAGUUAGAAAUAAAUGACGUCCUCGCUGAAAUUACCGAGUGUACCAUCCGUUUGCACCUUUAUAGUAAAGAAAAACUUGAAAGAAUUACUAAAGAGAAAGAGGAACUUGAGAGACUUCUUUCAUCAAACGAGGACUAUUCAAUUACCAUCGAUGAUAAGAAAUUGCCUGAAAUUCCUUUCAAUUACGUACAACCUUCCAACAACACACCCCGACUUAACAACACGCCCCCAUUUAAUAACACACCUCAACCUGACAAUACACCCCCAUUUAAUAACACACCUCAACCUGACAAUACACCCAUAUUUAAUAACACACCUCAACCUGACAAUACGCCCACAUUUAAUAACACAUCCCCUUCCAACAAUACUGAAAUAGAAAGAUGAAUAAUAUAAACGACAAUGGAAAUGAGAGGAUGAAUUAUGCUAAUCCUCAGAUGAAUAUGAAACGUCUUCCCUAUAAUUACGGUAUAAAAUUAUUUUACCUUUUUUUUGUGACACGAUAAUCAUGUUUUAUUACAAUGUAAGGGUCGAAAUUAUCUAGUGAAUUUAUUAAUUAUAAGGCGCAAUAUAUUAUAUAG
Molecule: messenger RNA, 1174 nt
Organism: Rhizophagus irregularis DAOM 181602=DAOM 197198
Lineage: Eukaryota; Fungi; Glomeromycota; Glomeromycetes; Glomerales; Glomeraceae
Source: RefSeq, a predicted model, not a curated record